This is a messenger RNA of Oncorhynchus tshawytscha (Chinook salmon), 639 nucleotides long. Its product is annotated as C-X-C motif chemokine 11. Gene Ontology annotation, cellular component: extracellular region. Gene Ontology annotation, biological process: immune response. The record is from RefSeq and is a predicted model, not a curated record. The coding region runs from base 180 to 509 and encodes 109 amino acids. Lineage: Eukaryota; Metazoa; Chordata; Actinopteri; Salmoniformes; Salmonidae. The transcript has 4 exons. Gene Ontology annotation, molecular function: chemokine activity.
CAGGGGAGGUCUGCUGUUUCUUGGAUGUUUUCUGGGAAAGAACAUGGGAUUUGGGAAAACCCUCUGCAGUUUAUAAAAAGGACAAUGGAUCCCACUAGUUCUUCACUUUUCACUUUCACUUCACAGCCUCUUGACUCCUCACCUCCCCAUCUUCUCACCUCUCGCUAAUUACAUUCACGAUGGCCUUCGCACCAAAAGCCUGCAGUCUUUUCCUGGUGGUUUUGCUGGGAGUUUGUAUACAGCUCAACAGAGCUCAACACGUUCCAGGGGCCAGAUGCAAAUGCCCAGGAACCAUUAUGCACACUCAGGAAAUCAUUGGUGACUUUGAAAUCAUUGAAAAGACCCACUACUGUGACACUACUGAAAUCAUUGUUACACUGGCAGAAGAUGGAGCCAGAAGGUGCCUGAACCCUGUUGGAAGAAAGGCCAAGUUUUUCGUCAACUGCUGGAACAGAAUAAACAAGGACGACAAGCAAAAGAGGAGGUGUCUUAAGAGAAGAGCAGAGUGAACGUAACGGAGGAGGGGAGAAGGGGCAUGGAAAACCCAACAGCUGGAUUUUCCCUGAAGUCAUGUGACCAAUCACACACAAGAAGAAUGUUGGGGGCUGACAUUGCACUUUAGAGAGAGAGAGAGAGAGA